Molecule: messenger RNA, 3429 nt
Organism: Condylura cristata (star-nosed mole)
Lineage: Eukaryota; Metazoa; Chordata; Mammalia; Eulipotyphla; Talpidae
Gene: GLCE
Product: glucuronic acid epimerase
Exons: 5
Coding region: 264-2117 (617 amino acids)
Biological process (GO): heparan sulfate proteoglycan biosynthetic process
Cellular component (GO): Golgi apparatus
Molecular function (GO): heparosan-N-sulfate-glucuronate 5-epimerase activity
Source: RefSeq, a predicted model, not a curated record
CUCCUGGCUGCGCGCGGAGCGGGAGGGCUCUUCUCACACAAGCGCUUCCUCGCGGAGAGGUUGGAACUGCGGCAGCCGCAGGCCUGGGCCGCCCCUUCCGUGCUGCCGGCUUCUCUUCCUCAGUUCUCUCCGGUCCGCUUGCCCUCCGACGCUGACCAGGAAUUUGACAAGAAACUGAAGUUUUGAUGCAAUAUAUUUUCAGUUUGAGACCAGCCAUGUACUAGAGUUUAGAUUCUUUCAUUUGAUUAAGGUAUGGUCUGAAUAUGCGUUGCUUGGCAGCUCGGGUCAACUAUAAAACUUUGAUUAUCAUCUGCGCACUCUUCACUUUGGUCACAGUACUUUUGUGGAAUAAGUGUUCCAGUGACAAAGCGAUCCAGUUUUCACGCCACAGUAGUGGUUUCAGAGUGGAUGGAUUAGAAAAAAGAGCAGCAGCAUCUGAGAGUAACAACUAUGUGAACCACAUGGGCAAGCAACAGGCUGAGGAGGCAUUUCCUCAGGAACAGCAGAAAGCACCUCCAGUUGUAGGGGGCUUCAAUAGCAAUGGGGGAAGCAAGGUGUUGGGGCUCAAAUAUGAAGAAAUUGACUGUCUCAUAAAUGACGAUCACACAAUAAAAGCGAGACGAGAGGGGAAUGAAGUCUUUCUUCCAUUCACUUGGAUAGAGAAAUAUUUUGACGUUUAUGGAAAGGUGGUUCAGUAUGAUGGCUAUGAGAGGUUUGAAUUCUCUCAUAGCUAUUCCAAAGUCUAUGCACAGAGAGCUCCUUAUCACCCUGAUGGUGUGUUUAUGUCCUUUGAAGGCUACAAUGUGGAAGUCCGAGACAGAGUCAAGUGCAUAAGUGGGGUUGAAGGUGUACCUUUAUCUACACAAUGGGGACCUCAAGGCUAUUUCUACCCAAUCCAGAUUGCACAGUAUGGGUUAAGUCAUUACAGCAAGAAUCUAACUGAGAAACCCCCUCACAUAGAGGUAUAUGAAACAGCUGACGACAGGGACAAAAACAGCAAGCCUAAUGACUGGACCGUUCCAAAAGGCUGUUUUAUGGCUAAUGUAGCUGAUAAGUCUAGAUUCACCAGUGUUAAACAGUUCAUUGCCCCAGAAACCAGUGAGGGUGUCUCCUUGCAUCUGGGGAACACAAAAGAUUUUAUUAUUUCCUUUGACCUCAAGUUCUUGACAAAUGGAAGUGUGUCUGUGGUUCUUGAGACCACAGAAAAGAAUCAGCUCUUCACUGUACAUUAUGUCUCAAAUACCCAGCUAAUUGCUUUUAAAGAAAGAGACAUCUACUACGGCAUUGGGCCCAGAACUUCGUGGAGCACGGUUACCAGGGACCUGGUCACUGACCUCAGGAAAGGAGUGGGUCUUUCCAACACAAAAGCUGUGAAGCCAACCAAAAUAAUGCCCAAGAAGGUGGUUAGAUUGAUUGCAAAAGGGAAGGGAUUCCUCGACAACAUUACCAUCUCUACCACAGCCCACAUGGCUGCGUUCUUUGCUGCCAGUGAUUGGCUGGUCAGGAACCAGGAUGAGAGAGGUGGCUGGCCAAUUAUGGUGACCCGUAAGUUAGGGGAAGGGUUCAGGUCUUUAGAGCCAGGGUGGUACUCUGCCAUGGCCCAAGGGCAAGCCAUGUCUACUUUAGUCAGGGCCUAUCUGUUAACAAAAGACCAUGUAUUCCUCAAUUCAGCUUUAAGGGCGACAGCCCCUUACAAGUUUCUCUCGGAGCAGCACGGAGUUAAAGCUGUGUUUAUGAAUAAACAUGACUGGUAUGAAGAAUAUCCAACCACACCUAGCUCUUUUGUUUUAAAUGGCUUUAUGUAUUCUUUAAUUGGGCUAUAUGACUUAAAAGAAACUGCAGGAGAAAAACUUGGGAAAGAAGCGAGGUCUUUGUACGAGCGUGGCAUGGAAUCCCUUAAAGCCAUGCUCCCCUUGUAUGACACGGGCUCAGGAACCAUCUACGACCUCCGUCACUUCAUGCUGGGGAUCGCCCCCAACCUGGCCCGCUGGGACUACCACACCACCCACAUCAACCAGCUGCAGCUACUCAGCACCAUUGAUGAUUCUCCAAUCUUCAAAGAGUUUGUCAAGAGGUGGAAAAGCUACCUUAAAGGCAGCAGGGCAAAGCACAACUAGGGCUUAUAACCAAAAUCACACUUCAGCCUCUGCUGUACACGGAAAGUACAGGCUCGAUCUCAGCAGAGCUUCGGCACGUUUUAAAAGGUUGUACACUAGGUUUUUGUGGGUUACGUAGAGUGAUCGGUGAUCCUUAAAGCCAGUCUUCUGAGAUAAUUGCAUUCCUUUGGGUGGGUGUUUAGAAAUGUAGAUGGCAUUUAGCGCAGAAAUGUGUUUAGUCAAUGGGCUGAACAAAGGUGUUUAACUUUGUCUUGCUGUCAUCCUAUGCAGUUCCACAGUGAGCCCCUUUCAGCUUGGGAAAGACAGUGGUAAGUAGCUGUCACUGGCCAGCUGUCCAGCACUUACCUGAAAACUUAGGAUGGGGUUCUUUUAAAAUGUGAUUAUUUAUAUUUAUGUUGAAAGCAGACUUUAAAAAAAUGAUGUGCUGUAAUACAGUAAAUAUGUACUUGUAGCCUGAAUAGUGGACUGUGUGCAACUUUUUAAAAUGAUGUUUCUUUUCUAUAGAUUAAUUUCUUGGGGGCAAAUGGGCAUUUGUUCAAUUUGUUAUAUACGGAAACUAUUUUGAAUUUAUGGUUUUCUUGAAAUAUGUAAAUUAAGAACACACCAGUGUUCAGGCUUCAUGUUAUAUGAUGUAAGCACAACUAAAAUGACACUUGUUGACUGCACAAAAAAUUACAGAAAUGUUAUGUUUUAUGAAAUGAUCUACAAUCAGUAAAGGUUUGAUAAUCAGUCUAUCCUUUCCCGUCCCCAUCGUGAUGGUUUCUUUUUGUCAUUAUCUAGAAUUUUUGUAUUCCAUUUAAGACUACACAAGAGUUUAGUCUUUGCGGGGGGAGGAUUGGGGCGCAGGCAGUGGUGGUAGUAAUUUUUGGACAUUAUUUGAAAACUGAAUUAUAAACCCAAAUUGGGAAGGAGCUGGUGAUUUUCCUGAGUCCAAUACCAUUACCCUUUUGGGUUUUUUUUCCCCCUGUAAAGAAAAAUACCAGAUCAAAUAAUAGUACAAGAAGGAGAGCAGGACUUCCUGCUCAGAACCUUCUUGGUCACCAAGCCAUUGACUCUGCACAUCGUUUUUUUUUUUUCUUUGCAAUUUUUAGACUACUUCAGUUAUUGGAUAGAAGUGAUACUACUGCAUUUGCAAUCAGACCUUUAUUUGGGUUUUAUAUCCCACCUCCCAUGAAUAGAUUCCAUAGCCCUCUGACCAUGGGCAGUGUCUGCUGUAGCACAUCAGGCGUUGGGUCAAAACCUAGUUUCAGUAUGAUGGUACAAUCAAUGUAAACUGUAACUUUUGCAGACUGGAAAUAUGAGCCCCCCCCAC